AUGGAUUCGCUACCUGAAGAAGAUUUUUCUUGUCCUGUGCGUCAUGAAAUUUUCCAGACUCCUGUUGUUUUAUCAUGUGGCCACAGUGUAUGUAAGGAGUGUCUUCAAGAGUUCUGGAGAACCAAGGAAACUCACGAAUGUCCUGUCUGCAGCAGGAGAUCCUCAAGAGAUGAUCCUCCAAUUAGCCUUGCAUUUAAAAACGUAUGUGAGUUAUUUCUAAAGCACAAAAAUAAGAGGUGUUCAUCAGGAUCUGAAGAGAUCUGCAGUUUACAUGGUGAGAAACUCAAACUCUUCUGUCUGGAGGACAAACAGCCUGUGUGUUUAAUGUGCAGAGAUUCACAGGAACACAACAAUCACACAUUCAAACCCAUCAGUGAAGUUGUUUCAUCAAAUGAGGAGGAGCUCAAAGCAGCACUGAACUCCUUAAAAGAGAAACUUCAACAUGAUGAAAGCAUUAAAGAAGGGUUUGAAAAAACUGUUCAACACAUCAAGUCUCAAGCUGAGCACACAGAGCAUCAGAUUAAACAGCAGUUUGAGAAGCUUCAUCAGAUUCUCAGAGAUGAAGAAGAAGCUACAAUCACUGCACUGAGGGAGGAAGAGGAGCAGAAGAAGCAGAUGAUGAAGGAGAAGCUGGAGGAGAUCAACAGACACAUCUCAACUCUUUCACACACAAUCAAAGACUUGGAGGAGAUGAUGAAAGACAAUGAUGUCCGCUUUCUAAAGAAGUUUCCAGUCACAAUGGAAAGAGUCCAGAUCUCACAGCCGGAUCCACAGACGCCUUCUGGAGCUUUGAUUCAUGUGCCACAUUACUUGGGCAACCUGCCAUUCAGAGUCUGGCAGAAGAUGCAGGACCUCAUCCAAUACACUCCUGUGAUUCUGGAUCCAAACACUGCAAAUCAGUGGCUUGUCCUGUCUGAUGAUCUGACCAGUGUGAGAAACAACAGAAACAAACAAAAGCUUCCUCAUAAUCCAGAGAGAUUUGACUAUUAUCCAUGUGUUUUGGGUUCAGAGGGUUUUAACUCAGGAACAUAUUGCUGGAAUGUUGAAGUUAAAGACAGUUUAAAGUGGAGUGUUGGAGUAACUACAGCAUCAAACCAAAGGAAGGGUGGUGAUUUCUAUAACACUGAUGUCUGGGGUGUGCAGUAUGGACUGACUACACUGUUUGGUUUUCCUGUUGAACAGGAUCUUGAGCGUGUGAGAGUGUAUCUGGACUAUGACAGAGGAACGGUGUCAUUCUUUGAUCCUGUAACUAACACACAUCUACACACAUUCACAACCACCUUCACUGACACUGUCUUGCCAUUCUUCUGGAUUUCUGCACUUUCCUCUCUUAGAAUCGUACAGUACAGGCAGUAA
Messenger RNA from Labeo rohita (rohu), 1356 nucleotides. RefSeq names its product E3 ubiquitin-protein ligase TRIM35-like. Bases 1 to 1356 code for a protein of 451 amino acids. The record is from RefSeq and is a predicted model, not a curated record. The transcript is spliced from 6 exons. Lineage: Eukaryota; Metazoa; Chordata; Actinopteri; Cypriniformes; Cyprinidae. Gene Ontology annotation, molecular function: zinc ion binding; protein binding.